AUGCGUUUAGAUCCUCAUGGAGAAGCGUCCACCUUCCCAAGAAGAGCAGAUUUGCCCCACAUAGCUGGUACACCAGAAGACUCUGAGUGGUUCUGGGGAGGCUCAGAUGAGCUCGGUCGACUGAACCUCCUUACCGCAGAGCGUAUCCGCAAGGCUACCAAUUCCGUGACAACAGGGCAUGUUGUAUCUUUGAACCUUCCAUUGAACAUACCCGAUCCAGCCCUUUUUGGAAGAAAAGGUCUUCAUCACCAGAUUCACAAACUUGGACCAGGAGCUUUCAACGACGACCAAUUGACAUACAAUACGCAAUCAAGCAGCCAAUGGGACGGUUUUCGCCAUUUCGCUGAUCCAAAGAGUGGUUUCUUUUACAACGGGCUCAAAACUGACGAUCUCUCCCGAGAAGAAGGCGAUGACCUCUCCUUGACAACCCGACUUGGAAUCGAUGCUUGGGCGAAAAGAGGCAUCGUCGGUCGUGGCGUCCUCCUAGAUGUUUAUGGCUGGAAAAAGGAGUCCUAUGACCCAUUUACCGAUCAUCCGAUCACCGCUUCCGACUUAAGUGAAUGUGCCAGGUCACAGGGUGUAAACUUCGAAACUGGUGAUAUUCUGCUCGUUCGAACAGGCUGGUUGAGCCGAUACGCAUCCUUGAACGCUGUUGAAAGAGAGAAGCGGGCAGCAAUGGAUGCAUUCGAACAGAGUUACUCAGGACUGCAGGCCUCAGAAGAUAUGAAGGAUUUCUUGCACGACAACUAUUUCGCAGCCGCGGCGACCGAUUCGGCCAACUUCGAGGCGUGGCCGUCGCCAAGUCUAGAGAAGAGUCUCCACGCUACUUUGCUUCCUCUCUGGGGCAUGCCAAUUGGUGAAUUGUGGCAUUUGGAAGAGCUUGCUACGGCAUGUAAAGAGCUAGGACGUUGGCAUUUCCUGCUUACCAGCUCACCUGGGAAUGUACCUGGCGGUGUUGGUAGUCCGCCCAAUGCGUUAGCAAUACUGUAGAAACAAGAACAGAAAGGAGCACGCUGACAAACUUUCAUACAAGAUUAAAU
Molecule: messenger RNA, 1040 nt
Organism: Aaosphaeria arxii CBS 175.79
Lineage: Eukaryota; Fungi; Ascomycota; Dothideomycetes; Pleosporales
Product: putative cyclase
Exons: 2
Coding region: 1-990 (329 amino acids)
Molecular function (GO): arylformamidase activity
Source: RefSeq, a predicted model, not a curated record